CUCUAAACUGAGACAGGGGGAAAACAAAAAAUGAAGGGUCGUCUAAAUUUGGAGCAAGCAAGUCACACACAGCCAGGCGCGGCGAAUUGCGAGAACCGACUCGAGUUGCGGCGAGAGCGAACGCGGCGAACAACGGACAACACUGUGGCAUUGGCAAUGGCAGCGCUUGUCGCCCGCCUUCACUUCAGUGUGUGAGUCGCGAUAAACGCGAGCGAAACGGGCGGCGCAACUGAAAUCGCGUACCGACUACCGCAGACACGCACACCACCACACACCAGCGCGUAUACGUAUACGGGCGAGAGAGCGCAUGCUCUCCGCCACACACACGCGGUCAACGUUUUCUCCGCUUUGUGGCGCCGCGCAAGUUUUGUCGCAGCAGCAAACACGCAAUAAAAGUUCAAAAACAGUUGAAGUAUACCGCGACGCGAGUAAAAAUCUUUCCUUCGACGUCGUCGCUGUUCGUUGUAGUAGUUGUUGUUGUUGCUGCUGCCGCUGCUACUGCUUUACGUUUCUAUAGUGUGUUCCGUUCCGCGAAUUUUGGUGUGCAUUUAUGUAGAUAUACAUGUAUAUCUGCAUAUAUGACUGGUCAAAAGGUAAAACAACGGAAACAAGUGAUAACAGAAUACAAAUUGUUGUCAACAAUGUGCCAAAUAUAGUGGCGAAAACCCCCCCCGUAGUUCGAUCGCUUUUUGUUUAAAUUAAAUCUGCAUAUCAUGGUGUGCGGCGGCUGCAUUUCAUUUAUUUUCGCUCGCUGAAGAUCUUGCUUGCUCCAAAGAAUUAACAAAAAAAAAUAUCUGCGUUUGGCGCUGCGUCGACGGCAUUGUUAUUUCGUACGUAUUGUUGUUAAGUGUGAGUAGUAGUAGUAGUAGUAAUAUCGCUACCAGAGGUGAAUAAUGUAGUUGACCAAAAUUCUGAGAGCACAAGUCUGAGCACACACGAUACGUCUUCUUCGUUUGGCCGUUUCACUUUGAGCAGCGUGACCGUGGUGCGUCGCUAUAAUAUGCCCCGCGAGCCAUGUGUGUGUGUGCCUAACGCGUGCGGCAAAAUGCCGCUGAAAAAUACCAAAAUGCCAGACGAAAUCCCAUGUGGGGGGGAAACGGAAUCGGCGUGCUUUUGCUGCACUUUGUUGUCGAAUUAUUCUUACCUAGUUGGAUACAACAUUAUAGGGACUCUCCACUGCUACAUGGGAACUAUGAACUAAAACCACGCUAGUUGCUCGUUCCGAGUUGUUUAAACCAAAAAGCAAAACUUCUCGUAGGACGAUGGGCGCCAGGAUAUCGAGUAGAAGAAAAACAAAGCGAUGGAAGAGACCUCGAAGAGGUGCAAGCUCACCCACAGGAUCAAGGAUUUGAAACAAAUCAUAAUGGAAGUAAUGGCACAAUACACCCUGAAAGGAGUUCAAUUCGAAAUUUCAUACGAAAAUUGUAAACGGACAUUGCAACGAAAUAGAAAGGAGUUUGGAAAACUGAAAUCCCGGGAGAAACGACGCAUAACAGCCUGCUAGCAAUAAGCUGCCAUGUAAAAUGCACUAAAAACAAAACAAACCCCCCAGGCUGGAGCUUAUAACUCCAAAGAGAAGAUGUUUUUGGGGACAAAAACGUGCAGAUGACUUCCAAGAAGUUAGAGAAUCCACAGCCCUACCUGUAAACGAAUGUAUUUAUUUAAAUUUAUAAGCCAGAACUGCAUUUACACUAUUACUGUUACCAAAGUCGUACAAGUCGUUGCAUCUUAGUUAUUUAAAAGACUCGAAAAUCCCCGAAUGCAUACAAACAUAAGAACGAAUCGCACCUGUCCUUUUCAAUUGUACAAAAAACAACUUUCCCUGUUACAUAUUUACAAUUAAUUUAAAGAGUAUGAAGACGUUGAGUGCGCAUAUUAAAUAUGUGAAUUUUAAAUCAUAAUAAAUGAUCGCUGUGUUCACGCAUCGAUUAAAAACGUU
Messenger RNA from Drosophila teissieri, 1939 nucleotides. RefSeq lists its product as uncharacterized. Bases 308 to 517 code for a protein of 69 amino acids. The transcript is spliced from 3 exons. The record is from RefSeq and is a predicted model, not a curated record. Lineage: Eukaryota; Metazoa; Arthropoda; Insecta; Diptera; Drosophilidae.